Molecule: messenger RNA, 837 nt
Organism: Fusarium keratoplasticum
Lineage: Eukaryota; Fungi; Ascomycota; Sordariomycetes; Hypocreales; Nectriaceae
Exons: 3
Coding region: 1-837 (278 amino acids)
Source: RefSeq, a predicted model, not a curated record
AUGCAUUCGUUCGUUACCUACACUCUUUUGGCUUCGGCCUCUCUGGUGGCUGCCAUCGACCCCCGAUUCGAGUUCCCCGACACUGUUCCUGCUCUUCUCAAGCGUCAGGCCCCUGGCACCCCUCAGUAUGCCUGCCACGAGGACUGCGGUCUCUUGAUCACUCUUGGCCGCACCGAGGGCUACUGUGACAACGACGAGUGGAACGAGCGCUACGGACGUUGCAUGAUCUGCGCCAACACCUACAACAUCUGGCAGUACUACCGCGACGGUGUCACCAGCGCCGCCGAGGAGUGCGGUCUCUCGCCUACUCCCAGCCCCUCUGGCUCUGAGGCUCCCGCCUCCACUGCCGAGGAGGAGGAGCCCUCUUCCACUGCUGCGGCUCAGCCCUCUACCACCCAGGCCCAGGACCCCGUGACCACCGAGGCCGACGAGGAGGAGGAGCAGACCACUGAGGCUGGCCAGCCUUCUACCACUGCUGCUGCUGAGGAGACUGACGACUCCACCCCCGAGGCUACCACCACUGGUGCUGCCCCCGAGGAGACUGAUGACUCUUCCGAGACCACCAAGGCCUCCGAGACUGAUGCUGCCUCUGAGGAGACCUCCUCCGGUGCUUCCCAGCCCUCUGCCGCCACCACCCUAACCACUGCCGCUACCCCUGCUGCCGAGUCCACCGACGCCGGCUCCGCUGGCACCAAGACCUCGGUCGACGAGAUCGGCACCAUCGGUGUCACUGCCACCCCCGCACCCACCACGGUCAUUGUUAACGCCGGUGCCAAGCACUUCGGUCUCGCUACCGCCGUUACCGUUGCCGCCCUGGCCAUGAUUGGUCUUUACUAA